UCUCGCUCCCGGUGCGGGCGGUGGCGGCGGCGCGCGCCAUGGCGGCGGCCGCUCGGGAUCCCGGCGCCGCUCCCGCUCCGGGGGGGCUCAAACCAACCGCCGCCUCCAACCCCCCCCCGCCACGAAUCGGUACCCACGACGGCACCUUCCACUGCGACGAGGUGUUGGCCUGCUUCCUGCUGCGCCUCCUGCCGCGCUACCGGGAAGCCGAGGUGCUGCGCUCCCGGGACCCGGCUCUGCUGGCUCAGUGUGACGUGGUGCUGGACGUGGGGGGCGAGUUCGACCCCAAGCGCCAUCGAUACGACCAUCACCAGCGCUCCUUCAGCCACUCCAUGCACAGCCUCAGGCCCCACAAGCCCUGGCUCACCAAGCUCAGCAGCGCUGGGCUCGUUUAUUGCCACUUUGGCUCCCAAAUCUUGGCUCAGCUCUUGGAGCAGCCCCAGGACAGCCCAGAGGUGGAAUUGCUCUAUGAUCAGCUCUACGAGAACUUCGUGGAGGAGAUCGACGCGAUCGACAACGGGCUGGCGGUGGGGGAGGGGCGGCCGCGCUACGCCGUGACCACGACCCUGAGCGCGAGGGUCGCCCGGCUCAACCCGCCCUGGAACCAGCCCCGGGAGCGGCCGCAGGUUCAGGCGGCCUUCGAGCGCGCGCUGGAGCUGGUGGGGGGCGAGUUCCUGGAGCGGGUGGGCUACUACCGGCACGUGUGGCUGCCGGCGCGGGACCUGCUGCGGGCGGCCAUCGGCCAGCGGCGCCGGGUGGACCCCGGGGGGGCUGUGCUGGAGCUGCCCCAGGGCACUGGGGGCUGCCCGUGGAGGGAGCUGCUGCCAGGGCUGGAGCAGGAGCUGGGGCUGGAGCAGGAGCUGCUGCUGGUGCUGGUGCCUGAGGGCAGUGAGUGGAGGCUGCACUGUGUGCCCUGUGCCCCCCACAGCUUCCAGUGCAGGCUGCUGCUGCCCGAGCCAUGGCGUGGGCUCCGUGCCCAGGAGCUGUCCCGUGUCGCCGCCAUCCCCGGCUGCAGCUUCGUCCACGCCAACGGCUUCACGGGGGGACACGAGAGCAGGGAGGGGGCUCUGGCCAUGGCCAGGAGAGCGCUGGAGCUGGGCAGGGGGGGCACACAGAGCCCCUGAGCCCCCUCCCCUAAAAACCAACCCCACACUGGGUCAGAUGGGGCAGGGCCCAGCCCUGAUCUGUGUGGUGAAGGAGGGGUCAGGACCCCUUCUGUGGGGAGGGGGGACAGGGGUCAGGAUCCUCUGGGGGGUCCCUGGUGGGUGUUGUGUGGCCCCUCCCCCCAAAAAUAAACAUCACUUUGUGUCCU
Colius striatus (speckled mousebird) is the source of this 1312-nucleotide messenger RNA. It is a transcript of the gene MYG1, whose product is annotated as MYG1 exonuclease. The coding region runs from base 39 to 1124 and encodes 361 amino acids. The record is from RefSeq and is a predicted model, not a curated record. NCBI's taxonomy places the organism in Eukaryota, Metazoa, Chordata, Aves, Coliiformes, Coliidae. Gene Ontology annotation, cellular component: nucleus; cytoplasm. The transcript is spliced from 7 exons.